UAUCUUUAUUUAUGAAUUCGGAAAUGUUCAUUAUUGAAUUUGAGUUUGACACUUUGACUAUCUAGUAUCUAUUUCUGAAUUUGGAAAUGUUCAUUCCAUUGUUCAAGAUCUACAAAAGUGCAGAGGGGAGACUCUUCUCAUCACAACUAGCAAUUGAUAGGAGAGGAAAACAACAACCAGAUUUAUGGUGGGAGAAUUAUGGUGCCGGCACGCCUAAUCUUCAAAAGAUAGCUAUCCGUGUUUUGUCUCAGCCAUGCAGUGCUUCUGGGUGUGAACGAAAUUGGAGUGUCUUUGAAAGCAUUCACACAAAGAAGAGAAAUAGAUUGUCACAAAAGCGGCUCAAUGAUCUAGUAUUUGUUCGGUACAACCUUCGCCUUCGAGUUAGACAGGUGGAGGGUGUUUCACAUGAGGCCAUUGACUUGGAUGAAAUUGAUCCAUAUGGUGAUUGGACCAUGAAUGAACAAAAUGAUGGUGAUGAUGUCCUCCUUACCGAAGAAGAAAUUGCAGAAAUAGAGAGAGGAGCAGCACAAGAUGCAGAAGGAGCAAGAUUGGAUGAAGAUGAGGACGAAGAUGAGGAUGAUGAUGAGGACUGUGACUUUGAAGAAGAAUCAUCUCACCAUUUAGAUACCACAACACCCACUGCUACUACUUCUAGCUCAAGGCCUGAAAAAUUGAGCUAUAUUAGGAAAAAUACAAAGAGGAAGAUGUAGUCUUCUCUUUGGUUUGUUCAUUCACAUUGCUGUUUUUCACAUUUGCAGUUGGACUUGGACAUAUCAUUAUAUGUAAUUUUGUGAACAUUUAUAUACUUAUGCUGCCAUUAUAGUAUUAUACAUUUUAGAGUUGAAACUUGAAACUUGAAUAUGCUGCCAUGAAUGAUGAAAUUUCAAAUAUUGCGUGUUUGUACUUU
Messenger RNA from Cryptomeria japonica (Japanese cedar), 907 nucleotides. RefSeq lists its product as uncharacterized. The record is from RefSeq and is a predicted model, not a curated record. The coding region runs from base 87 to 710 and encodes 207 amino acids. Lineage: Eukaryota; Viridiplantae; Streptophyta; Pinopsida; Cupressales; Cupressaceae. The transcript has 2 exons. Gene Ontology annotation, molecular function: protein dimerization activity.